UGCGCGUGGAGUCCUUGCGGGUUACAAAUAUCACUAGCGCAGAAUCACGUUCUUCAUUGCUUCAGUUGGACCAACGCCGACGCAUUCCCCUCCGAGCCUCCAACGCAGGACCAGAUCGAUGCGAGCGGUUCCUUGAAAGGCACCAAUGGACUUCGAUUGGACAUUGGGAACGCUUCCGUUGGCCCCAUUGCUGCAGUCGCACGCGUAACACCAACUAUCUGCAUUCUCGCGACAGAUAGCAAAGUGGUUCUUGAAGAUAUCUCCCGUGCAGCUCCAGCGUUAAACCCGAUAUUCAGCAGUACAUUGCCAAUCGAAACAUCGUCAGUAUCCAGUUUGCUGCUGCAUCCGGGAAGCUCAACUCGUGCAGAUAUUCAAGAGCGAGUAGCGUCUUCGUCCAACGAUAUCAUUGACUUGACUUCGAUACGCAUCUCAAGCAGCUUCCAGAGUUCGCUGCAAAUACUGAAUCGCACUGAGAAUACUGAAAUUGCCCCACAGACGAAGCCUCGUUCCCGCUUGCUGAUUGUCGAGCACAAAGCACAGCAGUGGAGCAUCACUUCAACCCUCGAUCUGCCCCACUUGACCUCACCCGACGUCAUUGCUGUCCAGGGCAUGCGGGUAAUUGUAGGAAGCACCUUGUCGCCGCGUUUAAUUGUUGCGCACUUGGACGUUUCCGAUCGCAUGGAGUGGACGGCCUCGCUCUCCGGUGAACUGGAAUUGCCGUCCACACAUGUGUGCAGAGGAAUCUACCUCGCCGAGAGGUCUCCGUUCGCUGACGUCGCGUCGACCGAGAAGCGCAAGCGCGCCACCUUUUUCCAUGCGGCUGCGACCAAUGAGCCAGUGCCGAUCUAUCUGUCUAAGUUCAAGCUCAUCCUGGAGAAGAUGGCGGCCAUGCAGACGCAAUUAAACGUACGCUUCGACGACGUGGACAAAAUGCUGCUGCAGUUAUCGGCGCGCGUCGAGCAACUGGAGCGUAACGGCGGAACAAGUGCCAGGUAA
Messenger RNA from Phytophthora infestans T30-4, 996 nucleotides. RefSeq lists its product as uncharacterized. The transcript is spliced from 6 exons. The record is from RefSeq and is a predicted model, not a curated record. NCBI's taxonomy places the organism in Eukaryota, Oomycota, Peronosporomycetes, Peronosporales, Peronosporaceae. Bases 610 to 996 code for a protein of 128 amino acids.